Messenger RNA from Sorex fumeus (smoky shrew), 1193 nucleotides. It is a transcript of the gene DTD1, whose product is annotated as D-aminoacyl-tRNA deacylase 1. Bases 17 to 646 code for a protein of 209 amino acids. Gene Ontology annotation, biological process: tRNA metabolic process. The record is from RefSeq and is a predicted model, not a curated record. Gene Ontology annotation, cellular component: cytoplasm. NCBI's taxonomy places the organism in Eukaryota, Metazoa, Chordata, Mammalia, Eulipotyphla, Soricidae. Gene Ontology annotation, molecular function: D-tyrosyl-tRNA(Tyr) deacylase activity. The transcript is spliced from 6 exons.
CGCCCCCGUCGCCGCCAUGAAGGCCGUGGUGCAGCGCGUCACCCGGGCUAGCGUCACAGUGGCCGGCGAGCAGAUAAGUGCCAUUGGACAGGGCAUUUGCGUGUUACUGGGUAUUUCUCUGGAAGAUACACAGAAGGAACUGGACCACAUGGUCCGAAAGAUUUUAAACCUGCGUAUAUUUGAGGAUGAAAGUGGAAAACACUGGUCGAAGAGUGUGAUGGACAAACAGUAUGAGGUGCUGUGUGUUAGCCAGUUUACCUUGCAAUGUGUCCUCAAGGGGAACAAGCCCGACUUCCACUUGGCAAUGCCCACGGAGCAGGCGGAGACCUUCUACAAAAGCUUCUUGGAGCAGCUACGGAAGACGUACAAGCCAGAGCUCAUCAAAGAUGGCAAGUUUGGUGCGUAUAUGCAGGUCCACAUUCAGAACGAUGGCCCCGUGACUAUAGAACUGGAGUCUCCCGCUCCCGGCGCGUCUGCCUCCGACCCCAAACAGCUUUCAAAGCUUGAAAAACAACAGCAGAGAAAAGAAAAAAACAGAGCCAAAGGGCCUUCUGAAUCCAGCAAAGAACGAAAUGUGGCUCGGAAGGAAGAUCGGAGCGCGAGCAGCGGGGCCGAGGGCGACGUCUCCUCUGAGCGGGAGCCGUAGCCGAGGAACUGGGGCCAAGUAUAUUAUCAUUGGAAAGAACUGGAUCCUGAAGAUUUAUGAAAGAUGCUGAGCACUUGCACUCGUUUAAGAACUUAAAACAACAAUGAGAAGAAAGAGGAAAGAAAUUGGGAACCUGAAUAGCUCUUGCAAAGGACAACUGAAGGAACAUUGUCGUUUUCUGUUGUGGCUGUGACAAAACAGAGGAAGUGGAGCUGCUGGCGGAGGCGUAUGGUGCAGGGUGUCCACCGUGACUCCGUUAGGAAAGCUUGAUUGGUUCUCACAGUACCUUGGUUUGCUUUUAAAAACAGAAUGACCCAACAUUAUUAGUCUUUGAGUUCUCCUUCUACACUGAGGAUGUCCAUGAUGGCUCUCAAACGCAUUCAGGAUCUCCUUAUUCUUUCCCAAACUGGCUAAGCGAGGGGCUAUGUUAAGGCAAAAGAGAACAUGUCAUCGGUGAUAAUGUAUUGUUAGAGAAAUUGGCACACUGUAAAUCUCUUCUUUAUUUGAAAAAGAAAUAAUGACAAUAAAACUCUAAACCUCAAACAAC